CUGCCAGCCAAUCAGCUGCCUGCUCCUGGCUUUGUCACCGCGCUCACACCGGGGACGCUUCGCUCCCCCGCUCUGUGGUCGCUUGGGCUGGGGGGCCUCCAGGGACAAACUCACUGCUGCGUGGUGUGUUGUGGAUGAGCAGGAAGUCAGUUCACCAGGCAGCCCAGGGACACCACAAAGGGCUGAAAACGCCUUUUUUUUUCUUUUUGUUUUGCGAGGGGGGCGAUUGUACCCCCCCAGAUCAGUUUUUUUUUUUUUUCCUUUGCCAUUUGUUGAGUUGCGCUUUGCAGAAUACUGAAGCUCCAUGUACGACAAUUUGUAUCUGCAUGGAUUUGAAGACUCGGAGGCGGGCUCAGCUGAUUCCUACACUAGCAGGCCGUCGGACUCAGAUGUAUCACUGGAGGAGGAGCGGGAGGGUGGACGGCAGGAGCGUGAGCAGCAGGCUGCGUUGCAGCUGGAAAGAGCAAAGGCCAAAGCAGUGGCCUUUGCUGUGAAGACCAACGUGUGUUACUGCGGUGCCCUCGACGAGGAUGUUCCCGUAGCAGGAACCGCCAUUUCUUUUGAUACCAAGGACUUCUUGCACAUUAAAGAGAAGUACAGCAAUGACUGGUGGAUCGGCCGGUUGGUGAAGGAGGGCUGCGAGAUUGGCUUCAUCCCCAGCCCCCUGAAGCUCGAGAACAUCCGCAUCCAGCAGGAGCAGAAAAGGGGGCGCUUUCAAGGCAAGUCCAGUGGAAACUCCUCCUCCAGUCUAGGCGAUAUGGUUUCAGGCACAUUCAGACCCAAUCCUCCCUCUGCAGGAAAGCAAAAGCAGAAAGUGACGGAACAUAUCCCACCCUAUGAUGUUGUGCCCUCCAUGAGGCCUGUGGUUCUUGUUGGGCCCUCCCUGAAGGGGUAUGAGGUGACAGACAUGAUGCAGAAAGCACUUUUUGACUUCCUGAAGCACAGGUUCGAUGGCAGGAUAUCUAUCACGAGAGUCACGGCAGACAUUUCUCUUGCCAAGCGGUCAGUCCUAAACAACCCCAGCAAGAGGGCCAUCAUUGAAAGAUCCAACACUAGAUCCAGCCUAGCGGAAGUCCAGAGUGAGAUUGAGAGAAUUUUUGAGCUGGCCAGAUCCUUACAGUUAGUUGUACUGGAUGCUGACACCAUCAACCAUCCAGCGCAGUUAAUAAAGACGUCACUAGCACCAAUUAUUGUUCAUGUUAAAGUGUCCUCUCCAAAGGUCCUUCAGAGGCUGAUCAAAUCUCGGGGUAAAUCCCAGAGCAAACACCUCAACGUACAGCUGGUGGCAGCAGAUAAACUGGCACAGUGCCCACCGGAGAUGUUUGAUAUUAUUCUGGACGAGAACCAACUGGAAGAUGCUUGCGAACACCUGGCCGAGUACCUGGAGGCGUACUGGCGUUCCACCCACACCUCUAGUAGCACUCCGCUGAACCCCCUGCUUGGUCGGAACCUGGGAUCCACAGCACUCACUCCAUAUCCUACUGCAAUCUCUGGACUACAGGGCCAAAGGCUGAGACAAAACAACCACACGGCAGAUCACUCUUCUGCUGAACGGUGCAACUUGGUGACCUCAGACGAGAAUUACCACAACGAGCGGGCGUAUAACAGCCACAACCGGCUGUCCUCGGGCUCCCAGCAGGGCCGGGACCACUACCCCCUGGUGGAGGAGGAGUACCACGACCCGUACCAGGACACGUACAAGCCACAUCGUAACCGCGGCUCUCCUGGUGGCUACAGCCAUGAUUCGCGUCACAGGCUCUGAAAAGGCCCCUGAGAACCAUGGUGACAUUCCCUCUCUUUGGCCAAGUGUGACCAAGCCUUCAUGGCUCCAGUUCAUGUGUGUCCAUCUGUCUGUAAGUGUGACACUGCCUACCCCCUGGCACCGGUUCGAACCGAGCACCGUUGUAUUUAUGCUGUCACACGAGUAUGUAGCAGAUCCGGCUCCUUGGGCACGUUCACGGGCCAUUUGCAAGCAUUUCUAAAACACCCUGCCCCCUACCCAUCCCGAACCAGUGGCAGCGUGCAGAAGCAGUGCGCACAGCAGAGCUCAGCAUUCAACCUGCCAUGUUUACAGCAGAAAUGGAGACCUGUAACACACCUGUAACAUCCUUUGUUUCGUUGGACUGUCCUUGCCAGUCCACAGGGUCCAGUGUUCAUAGCGACAUUUGGGAUGCGCGUAAGAUCAGGGUGAGGAGACACACUUCCCCUACUGAGGUGUGGGUCCCACACGAGUGGCUUUUUCCAGACGGAAGGCCUAGCGAGCGCUGUGAGGACCACACUGCUGUGGUCCCCAGAUGAGACACCGCUCCCAUGUACCACAUCAUGCAGACACAAGGACUUCUGGGCUGUAGGGAACUCCUCCGUGUUUACCGAUUCUUACUGAGGUUCGAUAUCAUUCUGCCUUUCUGUGUUUACAGUGCUCAGACCUACCCUGGAUGUAUCGCCUGCUUGGCUCUAGUUGCAAAGGUACGGGACGGCGGCUCUCUGCGCUUAGGGUCCAUCGCUGUUCACUGCUGAGAAGGCUAUUUCCAGCUGGAUGUCACUUGAGUCAUAUUCUGUUCUGUCCAUUAUUUCCCCAGUUUUAACACCUCUGUUUUCAUGAAUUAU
This is a messenger RNA of Scleropages formosus (Asian bonytongue), 2607 nucleotides long. RefSeq names its product voltage-dependent L-type calcium channel subunit beta-4-like. Gene Ontology annotation, molecular function: voltage-gated calcium channel activity; protein binding. Gene Ontology annotation, biological process: calcium ion transmembrane transport. Bases 305 to 1762 code for a protein of 485 amino acids. The record is from RefSeq and is a predicted model, not a curated record. NCBI's taxonomy places the organism in Eukaryota, Metazoa, Chordata, Actinopteri, Osteoglossiformes, Osteoglossidae. Gene Ontology annotation, cellular component: voltage-gated calcium channel complex. The transcript is spliced from 13 exons.